UUUAUGAAAUUGGAGAUGAACCCAUAUUCCCUGCUUAAUUUCCCGCCAGAGAGAGACCGCCCCCAGAUAACUCUGCAGAAUUCCAUCCACACCGUCGACCGGCAAAUCAAAUGUCCGACAACGCCGCCGCCAUGGCAUCCACAUCCACAUCAGAUCCACGAAACACAUCGAAGAUGAAAUCCGCCGCUACCACCCUUUCCGGCGAAAACCAAACCCUCCUUGCAGAUAUCCGAAAAGCUAUGGUUACAAUGAAGGAAAUUGGGGUCAGUCUGGAGAAACAAAACAAAACCCAAAUGGUGAAGGAGCUUGAAACUGAGUUUGUGGAGUUGUUGAAAGCUUAUGAGGAGUGUGCUAAUCUUUCUACUGCGGUUGAGUCUGUUGGGAAUAUGUAUCGGCCCAGUGAACAGGUGACUGAUUUUAAGAAGCUGAUUGAUAAUGAGAUGGUGAAGACGAAACGUCGUUCGUCGGCUCCGCAAGUUAGUCAGUUGUUGCGCCAGUUUAAAGAAGCUAUAUGGAAUGUGCAUAAUUCUGGACUACCUAUGCCUGGCGAAGAACAGGAAGAUAUCGUAAUGACUAGCACACAGAAUAUCCUUUUAAACAACACUUGUCCUCUAAGUGGUAAACCCGUGACCGAACUCUCAGAACCCGUACGCAGUAUGGACUGCAAACAUAUAUAUGAGAAGUCGGUUAUCAUGCAGUACAUAAGGUCCAAGCAUGGGCAACCUAAAUGUCCAAUGGCAGCAUGUCCUAAAAUAAUUAAGGCGGAUAGAGUGGUCUGUGACCCGUUGUUACACAUUGAAAUCGAGGAAUCACGAGCAAUGAACCAACGGGCAUCCAAGCCUAAUAUCAUAGAGGAUUUCACAGGGGAUUCAGAAAAUGAAGGUUCAGAGUGAAAAACAACAACAUGAUUUGCAGUCACGUGACUCUUCCGUUGAAUCUUGACUACAGUUGUUUUGAUGUAUGAUUAUGGGAGUUGAUGUUUUUGGGGAUGCUUUGUUUCUUGUUUUUUUGAAGUGAUUAAGUUUAGAAGGUAGUGUUGAAGGUUUGGUGGUGGGCACUUUUGUUUGGCCAUUUUAGAGGGCAUACUAACAUGAAGUUGAUGUAUGUCACAUUGCCAAUCUUGGAAGAUUGUAAGAAAGUUCCAAGAAACCUCUAUAAUUGUACCUAUUUAACUGCUGUUUAAAACAUCUAAGGGUGUCCCAAAACA
Helianthus annuus (common sunflower) is the source of this 1207-nucleotide messenger RNA. RefSeq names its product E3 SUMO-protein ligase MMS21. Gene Ontology annotation, molecular function: zinc ion binding; SUMO ligase activity. Bases 111 to 893 code for a protein of 260 amino acids. The record is from RefSeq and is a predicted model, not a curated record. Gene Ontology annotation, cellular component: Smc5-Smc6 complex; nucleus. Lineage: Eukaryota; Viridiplantae; Streptophyta; Magnoliopsida; Asterales; Asteraceae. The transcript has 7 exons. Gene Ontology annotation, biological process: double-strand break repair via homologous recombination; protein sumoylation.